UUGAGUUGCAGUCCAUCCUCUGCAGAGUUUUAAUGACUUUGAAUCCAUUUAAUCUGAGCGUCCUCAUGUCUGUGUAUACGUGUCCUCAUGUCCUCAGCCUCAGCGUAUGCAGACCUGCAGCAGCACCGGUCCGAUGGCAUCCACAGGAGAACGUCCCCGGUGUCCGGCUAUGUCCCCCAGCCCGACUACAUGGAGGGGGACGAGGACAAUGACCUCAUCAAACCCAAGAAGCUGGUGAACCCGGUCAAAGUGUCCAAGAGCCACCAGGAGCUGCACCGCGAGCUGAUGAGCAGCUGCAAACGAGGGGGGGUGAGUGUGGAGAUGAAGCCGGAGCUCCAGAGAGUAAUGGAGUCGAGGAAACGAGAUCAGCUGAUAAAACAGAGGAAACAGGAAGAGGAAGCUCGCAGGAAGAUCUCACCGCUGGAGGCCGAACUGCUGAAGAGACACCAGAGACUGGACGAGUGGGACAGACAGCAGCAGAGGGAGCAGCAGGAGACACUGAGAGCUCCAGAGUUCGUCAAAGUGAAGGAGAAUCUGAGACGGACAUCGUUUCACAGUAAAGACGAGAAGGAGGUGUAGAGACAUCGCUGCUGUCCACAUGUUUACAGGACAAUCUGAGGACAAUCUGAGGACACACAUAUGCCAAGGACACUCUGAGACAUUAAUUCUGUCUAAUUCCAGGAAAUGGUUGAAUUUGUACGAGUCGUCUCUUGUUUAGGGAUAGGAGAGUUUUUCUUCACAUUACGAGACACUAACUCCGUACGAAAGUACAAAACUGUUUUCUUACAAAAUUCUGAUUUUUAAAAUUCUUUUGAAAAUGUAAGUUUCAGAUAUUAUAUAGAAUUAAUCCCAGAUUUUAUCCUGAAGUUACUGAGCUCUAACUUUGUAUAUGUUACAGACUCAGCGAGAUACAGAUUCACGUGUGGACACCUAAUGUCUCUGCAUUCACACCCUGCUGAGUCUAAAUUCAUAUGUGAAGUUUGCUCAGUCCUCCUCUUCCUGUCUGGGAUUAUUAGAGCAGCAGGCUGAGCAAAGCACUCCAGGUGUCCCCCUCCUCAGCUCCGUCCUCCUGCUCCUGGACAAGUUCCUGAUGAGACGGGAUCCCUGCUGGUGUUCCGGGUCCUCAGGGACAGAAAACCUCCAUCAGGAGGAACCGGCUAAGCUCCUGAACACGAAGGAGCAGAAGAUCUCCUCCAAGCUCCUCCUCUCUCUAAAGACCUGUCAGCGACUUGAAACAAGACGAGUUGAAACAUGCAGCUUCAUCCAACGUGCAGUUCUGCAAAGUUCUGCUGGUUCUCACAUCACUUUUCCCUGUUGACCUCCGUCGUGACAGAGAUGUCAAUAAAUCAUUUUUUUGAGCGUCAAAACCAUGGAUAUAUCAUAAAUCUGGAUACAGCUGUGGGGG
Molecule: messenger RNA, 1405 nt
Organism: Plectropomus leopardus (leopard coralgrouper)
Lineage: Eukaryota; Metazoa; Chordata; Actinopteri; Perciformes; Serranidae
Source: RefSeq, a predicted model, not a curated record